This is a messenger RNA of Brachypodium distachyon (stiff brome), 875 nucleotides long. RefSeq lists its product as uncharacterized. The record is from RefSeq and is a predicted model, not a curated record. Bases 38 to 745 code for a protein of 235 amino acids. Lineage: Eukaryota; Viridiplantae; Streptophyta; Magnoliopsida; Poales; Poaceae. The transcript has 2 exons.
CCUCGUCUCACCGUAAACCUGCGUGAAUCAGCUCACCAUGCAGCGACAAUCCAUGGCUGCUCGGCGCGGGGUUGAGGUAGCAGGUCUCGCCUUUGUCGCCGUCACGCUGUGCGCCGCCGUGUGCUCGGCGCAGACGACGGCGGCGGCGGCGCAGCCGGUGGUGACGAUGCCCACCUGCGCGCCGGUGCCGAUCAGCCUGUCGCCGUGCAUCGGCUACGUCUUCGGCGUCGGGUCGGCCACGCUGUCGUCGUGCUGCUCCCAGCUCCAGGCCUUCUUCAAGUCCCAGGGCCCCUGCCUCUGCGCCAUGUCCAAGCUCGCGCCGAGCCCCUUCGGCUUGGUCCUCGGCCAAGCCCAGGCCAUGAUCCCCAACGUUUGCAACCUGCCCAACGACCCAUGCGGCGGUGAUGUGGCCGGUGCAAGCACUUCGCCUGACGAUGCCACAACGCCGAAGGCAAAUGCCACGUCUCCGUUGGAUCAGGCUGCCCCUGCAGCAGCACCGGUAGCUAUUCCCGCCGGGCCUGACUCUGAAGCACCGCCGGUGCCAGCUGAGAAAUCUCCCGCUGCUGUGACAGCGCCAGGGAAGACUGCACCGGAAGGCGCUGGGUCAAGCAGCGGUACACAGGUUACAUCAAAGCUCCCAGAAUUGAUGCAUGCAGCAGGUGCACGAAGCUCCCGGGACACGGCUGCUAGCACCACCGUGCUGAUCACUCUGUUUCUUACUUGUGUUUCUGCCAUGUAUGUAUAGGCGUAAUAUAUAACACCCGCUUAGCGAUUACCAUAUACCAUAACGAAUGUCCUUAUGUACCAUGUCCAUGCAAUGCGUUGUAGACACAGACUGCACCAUGAUAUAAAAACACAGUCUCUGUCGAAACAAA